Umbelopsis ramanniana AG is the source of this 239-nucleotide messenger RNA. RefSeq lists its product as uncharacterized. The record is from RefSeq and is a predicted model, not a curated record. NCBI's taxonomy places the organism in Eukaryota, Fungi, Mucoromycota, Umbelopsidomycetes, Umbelopsidales, Umbelopsidaceae. Bases 6 to 185 code for a protein of 59 amino acids. The transcript has a single exon.
AUCGGAUGAAGAAGUUCCGACUUAAUAUUUUUUUUUUUUUGAAGAUCACAGCAGCCUAUCUAAGUAUGGUUAUGUGCUCACCAUUGGUUUUAUUCUUCUAUCUGCCUGCCUUCACAGUAUUACCUUGCAUUGCCUUAAUCCAUGUCUAUGUGUAUCCAUGCAUGCGACGUUUCACAAAAGGAUAGGGGUAACCAUGAUCAUGGCUGAUAUCAGGUAAUCGAUGGAAUUCGAGCAUUGCA